Oreochromis niloticus (Nile tilapia) is the source of this 1032-nucleotide messenger RNA. RefSeq lists its product as uncharacterized. NCBI's taxonomy places the organism in Eukaryota, Metazoa, Chordata, Actinopteri, Cichliformes, Cichlidae. The transcript is spliced from 3 exons. The record is from RefSeq and is a predicted model, not a curated record. The coding region runs from base 1 to 885 and encodes 294 amino acids.
AUGAGCUGCAAGUCCCUCCACUGUAACCCUUCAAGCGCCACCACAGGGACCACUAUCCCAGAGACUCGACAGAGCACGUCGGCCGUCUCUCAAGGAUCGCUCAGAACGAGGAUCGCGCUCGCACCCCUGAGCCUACCAAAGUUCUCUGGGGACAGGAGGAGCUACUGGCGCUGGAAGAGUAACUGGGGAACCCUCCAAGCGUUAGCGGAACCCACAGGUUCCCCGGAGUGCAGACUCUUCCACCUGAUGGACAGUAUUGCUGAUUCAGUAAAAUGUGAACUUAGGCUGUCUCACUGCCGUACUGCGAGCGAGGUUUUCCGGGUUUUAGAGGACUGUUAUGGUGACGUAUCACAGAUAGCAGACGACAUCAUACUUGAACUACAGGAGUUACCAGGCGUGCGCAACAACAAACCCAGAGAGGUUUUGCAGUUGAUCCAAGCUGUAGAGAGGGCGCUGUUGGACCUAAUAGACCUAGGUUGUGAAGAUGCCAUGAAAAAUCAGUUAGUGAUCCGCUCACUUGAGAGUAAGUUGCCGGACAGUAUGAAGGAAAGGUGGCUUUUGUACCGAUGUGAUCCUGUCAACGAUGUCAGUCCACAGAACCGGUUUGAUAAGCUAUGGCAGUUUCUGAAAGAUCAGAAAACAGUUCUGGUGCAACUGGAGCAGUUGCAAUCCAUCAGGCAGUCUAAUACUGCCAGGGCAGCUGAACCGAGCCCCCGUGAGAAACCAAAGGAGAGACCAGAUCGGAGGAUGGAGAGACGUUCGUUCACCAAGGCUACUGCAAGCGAAACGAGAGGAAAGAUACAGCUAGGCAAGGGACCAAAGGGGGGAAAAGGAGAGAACCCCGUGGCCCAACGGAAGAGCAAGAGGCUGUGUUUGCUGGUCUAGGUCUGUCCCCGGAGCAGUUGGAGGCUGUUCGAAAGGCUUGCACAAACAAAGUGACUUCAAAGUUGUGUGCUAGAAGAGGCUCGGAAGAUGAGGGUUGUCUGAAGGAGCUCCCAGUCCUCAUGAUGUUGUUGGACGUCACCACCACGA